CAGAAACGGUCUGGUACGCUAUAUUUAACCAGCGACAGUCUUAUUUGCUUCCACAUGAACCCACCAACAAAAGGAUGGAAGGCGUAGAGGGAAGCGGUAGCAGUGCUGGUGGUUCAACCUACACAUUGCAAUCAACAAAGUAUAACAAUGAAGACAUACUCUUCUGUGUUGACGUUGACAAUGAAUGCCUUACUGAAAUGAAGAACACUGGCCCAAAUGGUAGACCAAUUACUCGACUUGAUUCCAUCCAACAAUCAAUCCUCUUAUUCAUCCAUACUAAACUCACUAUCAACCCUGAUCAUCGCUUUGCUUUUGCCCUCCUCUCUAAAUCCGCUGCUUGGGUGCGGAAGGACUUCACGAGUGAUAUUGAUUCUGCAAUUGCUGCAUUCCGGGGGUUGUCCGUGAUCCCAUCAGGGGGUGAAGCAGACCUUACCCAGCUAUUUCGUAUUGCAGCUCAUGAAGCAAAAAAAUCUCGGUCUCAGAAUAGAAUAUUAAGGGUGAUCUUAUUGUAUUGCCGUUCAAGCGUACAACCACAAUUUCAAUGGCCUGUGAACCAGAAAACCUUCACUUUGGAUGUCAUAUACCUCCAUGAUAAGCCAGGACCUGAAAAUUGCCCCCAGAAAGUGUAUGAUGCUCUUGUAGAUGCCCUUGAGCACGUAACUGAGUACGAGGGCUACAUUUUUGAAAGUGGUCAGGCCCUGCAACGUGUUCUUUUCCGUUACAUGUGUUUGCUCUUAUCACACCCUCAGCAGCGUUGCAUGCAAGAUGACCUUGGUUUACCUAUGGCCCUAACUAAAAAAGUACCCGACUCUUCACAGGGUGAUGACACCAUCACCGUCUCCAGCCAAUAAGAACAUUGAUAACUAAUCGACAUGGUACUCGCCACUCGGUGAAUGCGACAUGUUGCAGGUGAAUUUCGAGAUUUUUUUGGGUAGUUGUCAUAUCAACGUUAUCUUCAGAUAUUGCAUCGGUUUGGAUAUUGUUGUCGGUUUUUCUUUUGGGGCGGCCGAGCAGGGCUAAGAUCAUGUUUUUGUUUUUAGGUUAGCAUUAUGUAAAUUAUGAAGCUUUACUACUGAAUUUCAAUCAUUAUAUGUUUAUAAAAUUUUCAUGAUUUUCCC
Molecule: messenger RNA, 1118 nt
Organism: Amaranthus tricolor (Joseph's coat)
Lineage: Eukaryota; Viridiplantae; Streptophyta; Magnoliopsida; Caryophyllales; Amaranthaceae
Exons: 3
Coding region: 75-851 (258 amino acids)
Biological process (GO): positive regulation of DNA repair
Cellular component (GO): BRISC complex; BRCA1-A complex
Source: RefSeq, a predicted model, not a curated record